Exserohilum turcica Et28A is the source of this 481-nucleotide messenger RNA. RefSeq lists its product as uncharacterized. NCBI's taxonomy places the organism in Eukaryota, Fungi, Ascomycota, Dothideomycetes, Pleosporales, Pleosporaceae. The record is from RefSeq and is a predicted model, not a curated record. The transcript has a single exon. Bases 214 to 450 code for a protein of 78 amino acids.
UUGCAUACCGUUGCAUCGCCUUUCUCGCAAGGCGUUCGCAUUUUGAGCAUCAGCAAGAGAAGGGAGAGAAGGAGCAUGCAAAUGCGCAAAAAAGGGGGCCUUCCGCGGAAUAUGCUGUUGUUUUGGCCAACAAGGACAAUCAACGGCAUGGUAAUACAGACACUGCUAUACCGAACACCACACGUCACUCGAUAUUAACAGUCGGAUAACUGCAUGGGGGGUUUUUUGCUAUGCGCAACCAAGGUCCAGUCAGGCGCGGUGCACCGGAUUUGCCUCGCCAGCCCGGUUUUUGGUUGUUUUCUUGCCUCUGGCCUACCACUACAUCAUGGUGUUUGCUCUCGUUGGCUCGACGCUCGUAUUGCACGACUCCACGGACAAGCGAUGUCGCCGGCCUCAGUAAGUAAUGGAAAGACGGUCGCGUCUGUUUCAAGACGCAAUGGCCGCUGCUGAGAGAACAGAUGCACAAGACAUCCACAUCGGC